UUAAAUCCCAGCCCACAAUAUUCAACUUACCAGCGCCUCCUAGCGAACCGGCAGAUCGCGAAAGAAAGAAAAUAAAAGAAAAACGGAGGCACGGAGCUUCAGAGCCUGCGACGAAGAAAGCGAGAAACUGUAAGCUGCGACCCUGCGACGAAGAGCGAACACCAAGCCAUCAGCCGCGCCGCGUUGCUACGUCUACGCCGAGUGUCCAUCCGUCCAGGGGGCUGCGUCGUCGGUCGUCCUUCCUCUCUGGGCUCUGCCUCCAGCUCUGUUGCAGGACCGCAGCGAGGUCCAUAUAUCAUCCUCAGAGAAUGACUUCAAAGAGGGAGGCAGAAAAUACUAAGCUAAGCGAGGAAACUUUGUCAAAAAAACCGAAGUUAGCGGAUCAGUCUUCUCACUCAUUCUCUCAAUCUCCUCAACUUGCCUUUGAUAAUGCACUUCUUCCGCUUGCAUCAUAUGAUGAUGAUGAUGAUGAGGAUGAAGAUGCUGACAAGGGAGAUCACAAUUUUGUAAGAGGAAGACGGGGGGAAAGUGAGAACAAAUCUGAUAGUGAAGAGGAUGACAAUGAAGAUGAAGGCAAGAACAGAAGUGGAGGUAGGCAAAAACGGAUGGUUGAAGUGAGAAGGGACUGUCCUUAUCUUGAUACAGUUAAUAGACAGGUUUUGGAUUUCGACUUUGAGAAAUUUUGUUCUGUCUCUCUAACAAAUUUAAAUGUGUAUGCGUGUUUGGUUUGUGGGAAGUAUUACCAAGGAAGGGGGCCAAAAUCUCAUGCAUAUACACACAGCCUCGAAGCAGGGCACCAUGUUUACAUCAAUUUGCGGACAGAGAAGAUUUAUUGUCUUCCCGAUGGAUAUGAAGUUAUAGAUUCAUCGCUUGAUGAUAUUCGAUAUGUUCUGUAUCCUAGAUUUUCACAGAAACAAGUUGAAGACUUCGAUAAGAACACACAAUGGUCCAGGGCACUUGAUGGAUCUGAUUAUCUUCCUGGAACGGUGGGCCUGAAUAACAUAAAGGAGACUGAUUUUGUCAAUGUUACAGUUCAGUCUUUAAUGCGUGUGACUCCAUUGAGGAAUUUCUUUCUUAUCCCUGAAAACUAUCAACACAUCAAAUCCCCACUGGUUCAUCGAUUUGGAGAGCUCACACGAAAGAUUUGGCAUGCCAGGAACUUUAAAGGACAGGUCAGUCCACAUGAGUUUUUGCAAGCUGUUAUGAAAUCAAGCAAAAAACGUUUUCGAAUUGGUGUGCAGUCCGAUCCUGUUGAGUUUAUGUCAUGGCUUCUUAAUACCCUGCACAAUGAUCUCAGAACUUCAAAGAAAAGCAGCAGUAUAAUCUACCAGUGCUUUCAGGGUGAGGUGGAGGUGAUGAAGGAGAUGCACAGUAGACACUUUGCAGAGAGUAAAGAUAAUGGACAUGUUCAAACUAAUGGUGGUGCUGGAAGUGAGGCAGUCAAUUUUUUCACUGAAACAAGUAAAAUGCCUUUCUUGAUGCUAGGACUUGAUUUACCUCCACCUCCUCUUUUCCAAGAUGUCCUGGAGAAAAACAUUAUUCCUCAGGUUCCAUUAUUCAAUAUACUUAAGAAGUUUGAUGGUGAGACUGUGACGGAAGUUGUAAGACCUCGUAUAGCUAGGAUGCGAUAUCGUGUGACAAAACUGCCGAAGUAUUUAAUUCUGCACAUGCGCCGAUUCACAAAAAACAACUUCUUUGUGGAAAAAAACCCAACUCUUGUAAAUUUCCCUGAGAAGAAUCUAGAGCUGAAGGACUAUAUCCCUCUUCCAUCACCACCCAAGGACAAUGAAAAACUGUGUUCCAAGUAUGACUCGUAUGACCUGAUAGCGAACGUCGUUCAUGAUGGGAAACCCGGGGAAGGAUCCUAUAGGGCUUUUGUACAGCGCAAGUCCGAAGGACUAUGGUUCGAGAUACAAGACUUGCACGUGACGGAGACACUCUCGCAUGUGGUUACACUCUCAGAGGCAUAUCUACAGAUCUAUGAGCAACAGCAACAGUAAUAUUGCCUUUAGGCUUUUCGAACUCUAAUCAAAUGUACUUUUGAAUGCUGGCAGAGGUUUAUAUACAUUCUGAAAUCUGAAGGUAGGUCCCUAUGUAAACUUAAUUACUCUUUUUGUAUCUGUGUCAUUGUAUAAUCCAUCAUUCUUUUCUUUUUGUCCGUCCAAAAUUAUUUCAUUUUCCUUUGAAAGAAAGUAUUGUGUUUAUUAUUGUUUCUUUCUAUCUCUA
Molecule: messenger RNA, 2226 nt
Organism: Cuscuta europaea
Lineage: Eukaryota; Viridiplantae; Streptophyta; Magnoliopsida; Solanales; Convolvulaceae
Source: the annotation of a GenBank genome assembly